AUUUCCCUUCUACGUGACUUUACCGAAAGAACCAAUACUAUGAAUCCCUGCAGUCACGAAAGCUUUAAAUGAAAAUUUAAUCGACAGCUGUGUCGAUGAUUUACAGAUGUCACUCGAGCUAAGACGGUCACUGCAUCGCGCACUUUCAGGUGCGCUUCCGCGGCCGUCUGGAACGCUCUUGGGCUAUCAUUUGUGGCAGCUAUGCACUUUUAUAUCAUCAUCUAGGAUCUCGAGUGACGAACUCUCUGCUUCUUUGCGGUGUGUUGUCCUUGACCCCGGCUCAUCCGAUGAGCACGGUUGGCUACAUACGGUGCAAAACGACAGUUCAGCAUUUAUACAGACACACGUAGAACAUCAUCGGCCACCCACACCGUCCUCGUCAACGUGGAACGUUGGGCCAGAAUUUGUCCCAACGUCACGACGUUGACCCCGACGUUGGCCCCGACGUUGGGCCCAACGUUGCCGCGACGUUGCCGUGGUAACACGUGCCGGGUCUGGCCGCGUUUCCCACAAGCCUCUGCGUCGCGCGGUGCACCGCUGGGCCGGGCAGGCAGCGCCGCUGGUACGCCGCCGAGGUGAAGUUUCCGUGGCGAUAGCCGAGUUGUAUAGGUAAGAAUGAUUGAAAGCUUUGGAAGCUAAACUGCAAAGUUGAAUUGAGGCUCAUCGAGGUAAAUGGAUACCAACGAUUCAGAGCCACCAUCCACAGGAAGAAGCUCAAGCCCAGGAGAGGGUGAACAGUCUCGGACAGAUGUAGGAGGAGGAAUCCGUAUUGACGCUGGUGACAUUGCUUGCAUGGAAAGAAGACGGCACCAUGUAUGUGCAUUGUGUGGCAAAGUUUACCUUAGCGACUACAAGCUGAAGAAACAUGAGAAAAUAAUGCACACAGAAGCUGUUGAGAAGUUGCACGCUUGUCCUCGGUGUGGCCGUCACUACGAGACAGACGCCCUCUUGGCUGCACACCAGCUCACACAUGCCCACGACCGGCCCUUCCAUUGUGAGCUCUGCGGCAAGAGCUACCUACAAAAGCAGGCUCUGCGCUGUCACACCAAGAGGGAGCACAGCAGCGAGCGCCCACACGGCUGCCACGAGUGCGGGAAGUCGUUUGUCCUCGCUUGGAGCCUCACGCAGCACCGCCGGCGUGUGCACGCCGCGUUUGGGACACGUCGCCCGCCCGUGCAGCAACACCCGCACGGUUGUGCGGAGUGCGGCAAGGUGUUUGCUAGCACGUGUGGGCUGGCGUGCCAUCGCGCCACCCACUCCCAAACCCGGCCACACGAAUGCGCGGAGUGCGGGAAACGUUUCAAGACGACGGAAGCUCUGUCUGGGCACGGGGCCCGGAUCCACAAUGCGCAGAGCCGCCCGUGCCUGUGCGAGGCAUGCGGAAAGGCCUUCUUAAAAGUUGCGCAGUUGAAAGCCCACGAACGCACACACACAGGUGAGAGGCCGUAUGUCUGCACAGUGUGUGGGAAGGCCUUCGCGCAGAGAAGCACCCUCGGCAGCCACGCGGCGACGCACAGCGCGACGCAGGCCUUCGUGUGCGAGGAGUGCGGCAAGAGCUUUGCGCGCGCGACGGGGCUGGCCGCUCACCGCAGAACCCACACGGGCGACUGGCGCCUCGAGUGCGGCUUCUGCGGCAAAGGCUUCUCCAACGCGGCGCUGCUCAGGACCCAUGAGCGCAAGCACACGGGCGAGCGUCCCUUCGAGUGCGACGCGUGCGGCAAGGGCUUCAAGACGAAGGGCGCCCUCAAGGAACACGGACUGACGCACACGGGGGAGCGUGGCCACGCGUGCGCGCAGUGCGGGCGCCGCUUCUCGCAGCGCUCUGCGAUGAAGCGGCACCUGCUGACCCACAGCGGCGAGCGGCCGUACGUGUGCGCGGAGUGCGGGAGGAGUUUCAGGCAGUCGCGCAGUCUGGCCGUGCACCGGCGCACGCACACGGGGGAGCGGCCGUACCCGUGCGACGAGUGCGGGAAGAGGUUCCGGGCGUCGAAGACUCUGGCGAAACAUCGACGCGUACAUGCGAGGGGAGGCAUCGGGCCAGAAAUAAUGGAGGUUGCAUCAAAGAAGCACGCGUGUCAAUUCUGCCAUGAGUCAUUCACCAGGGCUGCCUCACUGAAGAAGCACAUGCUGAAGCACGGUGAUGCUGGAGGGGAUGAGAAGGGAGAGAUGUUGAUAUUGCAAGAGAGCAGAGUGUGUGAAGAAGGAAAAGUGGCGGUUGUGUCAUCUGUGCCUGAGCUCCUCCAGGAGAGUGCAGCAUUGCAUGGACAGCAGACGUGGCUGAUUAUGGGAGACCCAGACAGCCACGGCCUCUUGGGUGGGCAGCACGUAGAGAGCCCUGUUGUGGCCCAGCAGGUGAUGUUUGUCUUGCAGUCCGGGAAUGGAAAUGUUCAGGAGACCUGGGAUGGCCUGCAACUGUUGGUGGAGAAUAGGACUGCAGUAAAUGUUCCUGUGUGUGUCACGGCACAAGACGGGCACCAUCCCUGUGGUGGUGAUCUCUGUGGUCCCACAGAGGAGCAGUUCGUGGCGGCGGAGGAGGGAAGCAAAGCGUAUGAGAUGCGUACCGAGGUGGAAGUAGAAGUCCCAGGUGGAGGUGCGUUGUGUUCAGGAGAGAACGUCCCGGAUAUUGGAGUCACCUUGAGCUACGAGCAGGUGGAGGAGUCGCAAGAAAGCCUGGCUCCAGAAGAGAACCCCGAUGCUGAGGUAGUUGGGAUGGGGUCCACAGAGGUACAAGGCUUACAGAAAGACCUUCCGCAAGAAACUCAUCCAGCAAAAGCCUUUGAGGCAACCGAAGAUGAUUGUACGAUGUCUGGAGAGACUGAGAACGUGGAGACAGGGACUGUACUUGUAGAAUAUGUCCAUGCUGGAGAAGACGUGGGGUUUGUACACACGGAUGGCUCGAAAGAAGAUCCAUUUCUCAUGGAACAUCUUCAGGCUGGUGCAACCUGCUUAAGGUCUGAGGAGAUGGAUAUCUCACAGGCACAGCUGACCUUGGAGAAGCAUCGCAAGGCUGAAGAUGCUGUAUGUUACGGAGAAAUGGAGAAUGUUAAAGAAGAUAAAGCUGUAGUAAAGGACCCCCAUGCUGAAGAAGUCUUCUAUGCGACUAAAAAUACGGAGAACUCGCAGACAGAGCCAGCUCCACCAUAUCUCUAUGCCGAAGAAGUAGCCAUGGAGUCUGGAGAGGUGCAGGACUUCCAAAAAACUCUAGCACCUUUGAAGGACUGCCAGGCUGAACAACACUGCCUGAUAGCUGGAGAGAUGGAAAACUUGCAGUCAGAGCUGGCUGCAGGAGAUCCCCAAACAGGAGGAGCUGGUACGGCAUCUAAAGACUUUAAAGAUUUGGAACAAGCUUCAACUGUAGAAGAGGACCUGUGGGCUGGAAAAAACAGUUUCAGACCUGAAGAGGUGCAACAGGAUGCAGGAGUGGCUCCUGAAGCUGGAGUAUCUUACAUUGGGCAUGAAGAGUUCUCAAGUGGAGAGGCAGGGCAGCAGAGUGCUCAAUUGCUGGUCAAGACCCAUAUUUGUUCGGAGAAUGGAAACAUUGAAAGGUCAUAUCCUGAAGAGGCUGAAAAGGCGGAUGCUGGGGAGAUGGUCUCCACAGACUCCUCUUCAUUGUCAUUCCAAAGUGAGUUAGCUGGGUCAUCUGGAGGUUGCAAAGGGAAGACUCAAAAGUGCGUGAAGUGCACGGGCAAUAUUGCAUUCUCAGGCCACCUAGAGAGGAGGUGCACAUGCGAGACAUUCAGACGAGACUUGAAGAGGCCUCGUCACCUGGCCUGGCAUCGGAAAAGCCACUUGAUGACGAGUUCACUCUCCUUUGAGGCUCGUGGUAAGGAGUUGCCCGAGAGACACAUGAAGAGCGAUCGGGGUGAAAGGAUGUUGGCAUGUGCAAAGGAAUUCGGGAUAAAAUCGAGCCUCGUCUCUCAAUUGAGAAUCCACAUUGGGGAAUGGCCUUUAAAAUGCAGCCAUUGUGGGAAAGGCUUCAUGAUCCCAUCUGUGCUUAAGAUUCAUGAGAGGACGCACACCGGUGAGAGGCCGUACGUGUGCGCGGUGUGCGGGAAGGCCUUCGCGCAGAGAAGCACCCUCGGCAGCCACGCGGCGACGCACAGCGCGACGCAGGCCUUCGUGUGCGAGGAGUGCGGCAAGAGCUUUGCGCGCGCGACGGGGCUGGCCGCUCACCGCAGAACCCACACGGGCGACUGGCGCCUCGAGUGCGGCUUCUGCGGCAAAGGCUUCUCCAACGCGGCGCUGCUCAGGACCCAUGAGCGCAAGCACACGGGCGAGCGUCCCUUCGAGUGCGACGCGUGCGGCAAGGGCUUCAAGACGAAGGGCGCCCUCAAGGAACACGGACUGACGCACACGGGGGAGCGUGGCCACGCGUGCGCGCAGUGCGGGCGCCGCUUCUCGCAGCGCUCUGCGAUGAAGCGGCACCUGCUGACCCACAGCGGCGAGCGGCCGUACGUGUGCGCGGAGUGCGGGAGGAGUUUCAGGCAGUCGCGCAGUCUGGCCGUGCACCGGCGCACGCACACGGGGGAGCGGCCGUACCCGUGCGACGAGUGCGGGAAGAGGUUCCGGGCGUCGAAGACUCUGGCGAAACAUCGACGCGUACAUGCGAGGGGGAGCAGCUUUGCUAAAGUAGAGAGGCAGGGUGAGGCGGUAGUGCCUGAACGUAUGGCACGUUCUGAAGAAGAGGAGCUUUUCUCACACCCAGGUCACACGUAAUGGACUUCUCCCAGCAACUUUGACACCAGAUCAGGCUCGUCUACUUCAAGGAGAAAGCCUGCGUAUGCCUGGCUUGGUAUUUGAGUGAUAACCAUAGGGAGAAGUCUAUUUCAUCGUGACACACUAAACAUAUGCAACACAAACACGUGCAGUGCAACAACACGGAAUACAAUUAAUAUGCUGGUGGACUGUGGGUAAUCAAAUUUAAUAGACCGGAAUUUACCUUGCUACCAAAAAAUAAAGCAACAUGUUCAUCAGGAAUACUGUUUCCCAGAUGCGUGUUUUUGAGCAGGA
Molecule: messenger RNA, 5010 nt
Organism: Petromyzon marinus (sea lamprey)
Lineage: Eukaryota; Metazoa; Chordata; Hyperoartia; Petromyzontiformes; Petromyzontidae
Source: RefSeq, a predicted model, not a curated record